AUGUUGCUCUUCCUACCUUCCCCAGCUGCGGCAUUGCCGUCUGCUUGGAAACGCCCCUUAAGCAUUUCCACCCAGUGUAUAUUAUCCGCCCUGGCGUUCGCAAGUCUGUCUCUGCUCCUUAAUAAUCUGCUCGCCGCCUCUGCUCAUUCCAUCCCAACCUCGACUCACACGUCCGUUCGCCCCGCGAACGGUGAUGCUGCUCCAGAUGCCAUCGCGCCGGGUUUUCCUCCAGAGGAAAAUCCAGCCGCCACGGACGCAGGCACCACGUUGUACGAUACUUACUCGAAAAAAGAUGCAUCACCAGAGUCAAGCGCGUCGCCAGGCUCGGCAGCCUCGGAGGUCUCUGGAGCUGCGCUGCUGGCGUUCCUUGAUGAGCACCGGCAUGCCUUCGCUACAGCGGAGGGCGCGGAUCUCCCAAAACCGUCAGAAGCGGAGCCGCCGCGUUUUUUUGAGCGAGACGCAGAGCUGGAAGGCGCCGAGGGACCUCGUCGACCCCUGGAGCUGUUUGAUUACAUCGUCGUCGGCGCGGGAGCAGCGGGCUGCCCGUUCGCGCGAACGAUGGCGAAUGCAGGUAGCCUGUCACAACAGUUCACAUUCUCAGGAUACCCCGGCAAGCGUGUGUUGGUGAUUGAUCGGGGGCCUGCGCGUUCGGCUGAGCGGACGCCGUGGGCGAUGGACUUGGAAGGAGCGGGUCGAGGCAUCAACGACGAAAGCAUCAGCCAGCCAGUUGUGACGACUCAGGGCGUGCGCACACACAUCGGCAAAGUCAUGGGCGGCGGCACGAGCGUCAACGUCGCCAUCAUGGUGCAGGAACUCGACGAGUACUUCACCUAUCUCAAUCGCGAACACGGCCACUCCUGGGACAUCGAAGCCGUCCACCGGGCUUCGGCAUGGGUCGAGCAGAAAGUGGCGUGGCCGAUGCUGCAAGACAACGACUUUUCGCGCGCAGUUUGUCGGAGCUUCGUCGAGCAGAAGUUCAUUCCUCAUGGCGGCUUUCACGAAGACGGAAACUACACUUACCCGAUUCCGACCUCGGUGCAGCUGAGACAUGGCGAGUUCUGGAGGUCGAUGUCGCUCUUCAACUCCUCCGACGCGGGCUUCAGGAACGCGGCAGAUAUCUUCUUGGCAGCCAACUACGGAGCUAACUUUGCCAGCUUUACGCCCGCCGAAAAUAUCGAACUCAUCACCGACCACAUUGUCCUGAAAGUGGUGUUUGACAUGUCUGGACUUCGCCCUCGAGCGCGCUGCGUGAACUACCGAAGGACGCGAGCCUUUGAUCUCCGCACGCUUGGAGAGAGCUCGCCCAGACGGCAGCGACGCGGCGCAAGCGCGCGCUUGUGGCGCGCGAUGCACAGCGAGUUUUCGAUUGCGCAGAAUCUCCGCCCGCCGCGCGUGUUCCACGCGUGCGUGAGGGAGGGCGGCGAAGUCGUGAUGGCGUCGGGCGCGAUCUUGUCGGCUGUGAACCUGUUCAAGUCGGGAGUCGGUCCUGCGAAGCAGAUCGCGGCCUUGGGGCUCCCGCUCAUCCUAGACGUCCCGGAGCUCGGCCAGAAGUUCUCCGACCGCAUCGCAGUGCCCGUGGGCCUCUUCUUGACGCGCGAACAGCAGCGGAAAUUCAGCGCCCCCCGGAUCUCCGACGUCAUCGGCUUCCGCGCGUUCGGUCCCGAGUGCAGCGACUUCGCGAUCGGAGCGCGGACGCUCAAGUGCACGCAGGUGAUUGUGGAAACGAUGUACGGCCCUCACGCGAUGGACGGUCCAAUUCUCGCCGCGCGCGCCCUGGUGCCGCCGCACCUUCGAAACACAACGGUCAUGUCCGCGACCUUCCGCCUCUUCAGCCGCUGUGCUCAAGCUACCAAACGCGAGCGCCGCACGAUGCCAAUCUGCAUCCUCCUCCGCAGAGCGAUUGAGUGUGCGAGCCGCACGGCGGUGCAGUUCACGUUUAUCUCUGAGCCGAAAUCGCGCGGCAGCGUCAGACUCGAGAGAAACGGAAACGUGAGGAUUGAUGCAAAGUACCUCCAAGAUCCUCAGGACUUCUUCGACGCGAUACGAGGCUUGCAAACGACGCUCGAGCGAGUCAACAGCGACGCCUUCCGGGGCCUUGUGGACCCUCUGGGGGAAACUGCCUGUCCGGUUUUCCUCCUCGACACCUUCCUUCAAAUCGUGACCAAGCUGCUCCAAGAAACGUCCCCCGCCUCUCUCACCCCCGAGCUUCUCGAGGAAGUUCAGAGGCACCACGACACGAUGGUCAGGAUCUUUCCCGUGACAGACGCGGACGAGGGCGACGAUGAGGACGAAGACGAAAAAGGCAUAAGCGCGAAUGAGCACAGAAAGAAAACCGGAGCAACGCCGGCGACCCGCGGAGAGAGUCGACUGUCCUCUCUGGAGCGAAUUGCGGAUAUGCAACGUUUGUUGGAGAACUUGCUUGAGCGUGCGAGCGAUGAAAACGACAACGAGCGAGUGCUAAGUCGCCCUGCGUAUACAGUUCACCUGCCGCGGCUCGCAAGGUCGAUGGCAGACCCUGGCUGCAAUGCAACAUGUAAACUUGUGAGCGACGAAUUCACCAACGGACUCUACAGCAAAACUUGUCCGCUGCAAGACGUCUACUACCGCUUCUACGGGCUCUGUCCCUCAUCUGCGGAGGCGAAGCGAGACCGCGGCGCUGAAGCGUCUGAGAGAGAGGAACCCGACGACGAAGACCUGGUCAUUCGCAUCCCCGCUUCCUCCAGAAGCUUCCAACAAAAAGAGACGCUCCAGGCCUCUCAGCAGUGGGUCGCGAGCUACCCGCCCAUCCUGCCGUCCCCCGACGAUCCACAGCAAAUGGCUGAGUACGUCUUGACCUUCAUGAGCAGCAUCUGGCACCAUGCAGGAACGGCGGCGAUGGGGACGGUCGUGGAUGACUUUUUCCGCGUCAAGGGUCUUGACGGCCUCUCCGUCGUUGACGCCUCCGUCCUCCCCCAAAUCACCCGCGGCAACCCAACGGCUACACUCCUCAUGAUGGGGCGCUACGCGGCUUUGAAGAAAUUGGGCGCGCUCGCGCAGAGUCACGCGGCCGUCGCGUGA
This is a messenger RNA of Besnoitia besnoiti, 3057 nucleotides long. Its product is annotated as GMC oxidoreductase. Lineage: Eukaryota; Apicomplexa; Conoidasida; Eucoccidiorida; Sarcocystidae. Bases 1 to 3057 code for a protein of 1018 amino acids. The transcript is spliced from 12 exons. Gene Ontology annotation, molecular function: oxidoreductase activity, acting on CH-OH group of donors. The record is from RefSeq and is a predicted model, not a curated record.